CUGGUUAGUAUUAGCAAAAGAAUCGCAUUCUAAGUACGCUGCGUAGAUGGUGUCUCUAAGAUAUCAGAUAUUGUGGCGGACAUAUUACUUGCGAAAACAGAAUUUUCCCAGCCCCCUCUGAAAAUUAGUAGCAAAACACCACCAAAAAAUCAAAAUAUCUGCAUUUCUCUAGAAUCAUUCAAUAUCAUCCAAUACACGUCUUUUUCAAUCAAAUAUCAUCCAAAUACACGUCUUUCUUACCUUUAUCAUCAAAUCCACAUAUAUCAAUCAACCCUUUUUUCAAUAUGCCUCGCAACGCCCGCUGUUCUGCUGCUUCGCAAGCCUGUACAGAGACUCCUACCCUGCGCCUCAGUCUCCCCAAACUACCUGUUCCAGAAGUUCUGGAUAAUGGAGAGGAUCCGGUCAAUGAUGAGAUGGAGGAGCAGAUGGAUGAGGAGGAUAUAGAGACUCAGUCUGAGGAUCCUUGAUAUCUGCGAAUCCCUACACCUGAGCCUGACAUCUCAUACAGAUUGUAUGAAUGGGUGAUUAUCAAUGAGAUAAAGAACAAGAGAGAUGACAAAAUGAUUAAUGAGUAGAAAGAAGAAGAAGAAUUAGAAGAAUGAAUCUAUAAUUUCUACAAUCAAUUCUUCUAUACAGAUCUCUCAAAUAUCUGCUGUUGAAUCUUCCAUCAAAUCCGCCGUUGAAUCUUCCAUCGAAUACACUGUUGAAUCUUCCAUCAAAUACACUGUUUUGAAUCUUCCAUCGAAUACACUGUUGAAAUCUUCCAUCGAAUCCACCGUUGAAUCUUCCAUCGAAUACACUGUUGAAAUCUUCCAUUGAAUCCGCCCUUGAAAUCUUCCAUCGAAUACACUGUUGAAUCUUCCAUCGAAUACACUGUUUUGAAUCUUCCAUUGAAUCCACCGUUGAAUCUUCCAUCGAAUACGCCCUUGAAAUCUUCCAUCGAAUCCGCCGUUGAAUCUUCCAUCGAAUCCGCCCUUGAAAUCUUCCAUCGAAUACACUGUUGAAUCUUCCAUCGAAUCCACCGUUGAAUCUUCCAUCGAAUACGCCCUUGAAAUCUUCCAUCGAAUCCACC
This is a messenger RNA of Blastomyces gilchristii SLH14081, 1072 nucleotides long. RefSeq lists its product as uncharacterized. The coding region runs from base 285 to 467 and encodes 60 amino acids. The record is from RefSeq and is a predicted model, not a curated record. Lineage: Eukaryota; Fungi; Ascomycota; Eurotiomycetes; Onygenales; Ajellomycetaceae. The transcript is spliced from 2 exons.